GAAAAUAUUUCUUGUGUUUUGUGUUAUUUUAUCGCAAAAAUAAAAAAAGCAAAAUAAACAUAAAUACCUCUUUCGUACACACAAUAUCUCGUAAUUUUCUGUUCUUAUCUGCAUUUCCUGGCCACUACCACUGCGAAAAGUAUCUUUUUGAGUCAGUGAUGUGAAGAAAAGUCCCAAAAUCGCACAAAAACAAGUCAAAAAGAGUUUUUUAACAGGAAAAUUGAUGAUUUCAUACGUCUGUAACAUGAACUGUAGUAUAGAACUACAGUACAAAAAGUGUGACUAAAUAUCGUGUUGUGUAUGUAAAAUCAAGAUAAUCUCUAUAUUUAUGAAUUAAAAAAGAGAAAAAAAAUAGUGCAAGAAAAUUGAUUAAUAAUUAUAAUUAUUAUUGUUUUACAAAAAAAAAAAUAAAUUAAAAAAAACAUAAAAUCAUGUCACGACUAACAGAGGAAAUGGUGAUUGCUCGUUCAAAGCAGUCCGAUAUUGGAGUCGUUAAGAAGUUGAAUUGUUGGGGAAGCGAACUCACAGACGUUUCCAUUAUCAGACGAAUGCGCGGCGUGGAGGUAUUAGCUUUAAGUGUUAACAAAAUAUCAACGUUAUCCCCUUUUGAGGAAUGCGUGAAUUUACAAGAACUGUAUUUAAGGAAGAACAAUAUACAAGACAUCAAUGACUUAGUGUACUUACAGAAUUUACCGAAACUAAAGUUCUUAUGGCUCGAGGAGAAUCCUUGUGUGGAUCAAGCGGGAGCAAAUUAUCGUGCAUUUGUUCUUCGAGCUUUGCCGAAUCUCAAAAAGUUAGACAAUGUCGAGGUGACUCCCGAAGAAGUGGAGGAAGCGAUGCGACGUGAUCUUCGGCUGUCCGCGCCAGCUGGAAAUAAUCAGCAGGACUUUGAGGCGGAGCAAAAUCAUCACAAUCAGCAGCAGGAAUGGCAACAGGAAUCUAGUCCAAGUCGGGAACAGCGCCAAAGUCCUGACAAUACCGAAUCGGAGUGCAUUAGUGAUCCAUUGGACAGAGAUGUGUCUCCGUCAUCACCGUCUCAAGAGCAACGCAAUGCACAAAAUCUAGACAAUUAUUCACCGGCAGAAUCAAAUCACCCACCAUCAUCGCCACGCUAUCAAAAUAAUAAUGCAAAUAACUCACGUGGGCAACCGUAUCACCAACAGUAUGAUCGAUCACCUGGCUCGGAUCACGACUAUCAUAACGGGCGACACCACGAACGUGCCCGCAUGGCACAAAGUAUAUCAACGCAAUCAAUGAAGGAUUAUUACCGAGAUCCCGAGUACCAGCGACCGCCUCCUGCCAACUAUCGUCACAGCCAGCACGACCUCACGGAAUGGAAUGAAGAUGGCGGCGGCAACGGACCAAUCACAAAUUCGACACCGCGUCGUUCCACGGAAAAACCCGACAUGUAUGCAUAUCGCAAUGGGAACAGUAGUCGCGAAGAGCUCGACGAGCAAACGGAACGACGUCGCAACGAGGUAAAACGUGCCGAAAAUCGCAUCACUGACAGUACAAGCGUCAUUUCGAACACCGUGCUCAAUCACUUGCACGGCAUCCAUCGGAGACCAAUGGGACGAAACUCGAAUUUGUUGUCGGCCACGCUGUGUCUCGUCAAGGAACUGGAUUAUCCGAGCUUGGAAGUCGUCGAACACGCAGUUCGGUGUCGCAUUGACGAAUUGACUGAAUAAAAAAAAAAUGGAAGAGACUUACAAAAUGCUUCUACUUUAAUAUUUAAAUAAAAAAAAAAAUUAAAAUUAACCGAUGAAUACUAACAAAAGACAGCAUUUAAAAUAGUCCAGUGAUCACAAAAUUAUAAAAAAUAAUUUUUAAAAUCCCAUUCCUAGUGCAGUUUUUGUAAUUAAGGUCGCUUCAAAUUUAUUUAAAUUUU
Messenger RNA from Culicoides brevitarsis, 1888 nucleotides. RefSeq names its product cilia- and flagella-associated protein 410. Gene Ontology annotation, biological process: cytoskeleton organization. The transcript is spliced from 9 exons. Bases 432 to 1688 code for a protein of 418 amino acids. The record is from RefSeq and is a predicted model, not a curated record. NCBI's taxonomy places the organism in Eukaryota, Metazoa, Arthropoda, Insecta, Diptera, Ceratopogonidae. Gene Ontology annotation, molecular function: protein binding.